AUGGAGCUCCUCAUGCCAGCCACCCUUGUCCUGCUCCUCUCCCUCUGCACUCCAGGCACAGGGGCGCGUGAAUAUACCUCCGUCCUUACUGUGCCUAAUGGAAGCCACUGGGGCAAGUGGGGGAGUAAGCGGUUUUGCCGCUAUGGUUAUGCCAAUGGAUUUGCUCUGAAGGUGGAGCCCGCCCAGUUUGGAAGAGACGACACAGCUCUGAAUGGCAUACGCCUGCAUUGUCAGGAUGACUCAGUCAUCGAGUCCUUGGUGGGGGAAUGGGGUACCUGGACCAGCUUCCAGAUUUGCCCUGGAGGCUACCUGGUCUCCUUCUCUCUGAGAACAGAGAUGUCCCAAGGAGGAGGUGAUGACACAGCAGCCAACAACAUCCAGUUCACAUGCUCGGACGCAACUGUGCUAGUAGGUGAUGGACUAUCGUGGGGUAGCUUUGGCCCAUGGAGCAAAAGCUGCAACAUAUGUGGUCUCCAGACCAAGGUGGAGCCCCCACAGGGGCUUAAGGAUGACACAGCACUCAACAAUGUGAAGUUCUUCUGCUGUAAAUGA
Molecule: messenger RNA, 552 nt
Organism: Mesitornis unicolor (brown roatelo)
Lineage: Eukaryota; Metazoa; Chordata; Aves; Mesitornithiformes; Mesitornithidae
Gene: VMO1
Product: vitelline membrane outer layer 1 homolog (chicken)
Exons: 3
Coding region: 1-552 (183 amino acids)
Source: RefSeq, a predicted model, not a curated record